AUGGGUCAAAGGAGAGUCAACUGGUACAAAGUCAGUGCUGUUAACAUGGAGAUCCGGUGGUUUAAGGGCACAGACUGUGUUUGUGUCUAUAAGAACAGACAGGAGACAAAGGGGAGAGGUUACGAGGGCAGAGCGAGUCUGAUCACUCAGGAGCUGGAGACAGGAAACGUCUCCUUACAGCUGAGAGACUGUGAAUUUUCAGAUUACGGACAUUACCUGUGUCAGGUCACUGAUGGAGACAGAACAGAGGAGAUUACAGUAGCGAUGGAGUUUGUGUUGGUGUGUUUGCCUGUGAGUCUGUUUGUGAGUCUUGGUGUGUCUAUUAAACUAAUUUUUUUCUGUGUGUGUGUGUGUGUGUGUGUGUGUUCCUACACAGAUGAGUUUAAACUCAUUGGCCCCAGUGAUAUAGAGUUGUAUAAUCACUCUGCUGUCACUCUCUCAUGCCGUCUGUCUCCUAAAAUCAGUGCUGUUAACAUGGAGAUCCGGUGGUUUAAGGGCACAGACUGUGUUUGUGUCUAUAAGAAGAGGCAGGAGACAAAGGGGAGAGGUUACGAGGGCAGAGCGAGUCUGAUCACUCAAGAGCUGGAGACAGGAAACGUCUCCUUACAGCUGAGAGACUGUGAAAGUUCAGACAGAGGACAUUACCUGUGUCAGGUCACUGAUGGAGACAGAACAGAGGAGAUUACAGUAGAGAUGAAAUUAGAUGAAAAAAACAAACAGCUGAAGGUUCUAAAAGAACGUUUAGAGACUAAUGAGAAGACUCUUACUGAGAGAGGUGCAGUGUUAAUGGAAACAAAUAAAAAACUUCAAAAUGCCUCUGAAGAAAUGAAGGAGAAAAACACACAACUGGAGAAUAUGAACAAACUGCUGAGUGAGAAAGAAACCCAGCUGAAGAAGACAGAUAAAGAGCUGGAAACCAGUAAAAAUAAACUGGAGACACUGGGAGAGGAGCUGCAGGACAAGAAGAGACAACUACAGGAGCAGAUGAUCGUACUGGAGCAACAGAAAACUGAGUUAGCAGAAAAAAACAAACAGCUUGAAGAGAAAAAGAGACUUCUAACUGAGAGAGAGACACAGCUGAUGGAAAGAGACAAACAGCUUCAGGAGAAUGACAAGACACUAGAAAAGAAGGACACACUGCUCAGAGAGGUCAAAGAAGAAUUGGGAAAAACAAAUUUGGCAUUAGAAGAGAAUCAGAUACAGUUGAAAGACAGACAGAGACGACUGGAGGACAUGGGGAAAGAACUGGAAACCAGUAAAAGCAAACUACUAGAAAGAGACAAACAGCUUCAGGAGAAAGACAGAGAUGUGGUUGAAAAUGUAAAAACACUGCAGAUGAAAGAUGAGGCUCUGGAAGAGAAGGACACACAGCUCAAACAGAUAAAAACUGAAUUGGAGGAAACAAUUAAGAAAUUUGAAGAGAGUCAGCGACACAUGGAGGAGAAAAAAACACAACUGGAGAAUAUGAACAAACUGCUGAGUAAGAAAGAAUCCCAGCUGAAGAAGACAGAUAAAGAACUGGAAACCAGUAAAAAAGAAAUGGAGACACUGGGAGAGGAGCUGCAGGACAAGAAGAGACAACUACAGGAGCAGAUGAUCAUAGUGGAGCAACAGAAAACUGAGUCAGCAGAAAAAAACAAACAGCUUGAAGAGAAAGAGAGACUUCUAACUGAGAGAGAGACACAGCUGAUGGAAAGAGACAAACAGCUUCAGGAGAAAGACCGACUUCUAGAGGAGAAAACAAAGCAGCUGCAGGAACAGACAGAUCCAGAAUCAUCAGCCCCCAUCAGGAGAAGAAACAGCAAGGAAGAGUUACAUCCAAACAUGAGUGGAGAAUCGUCUCGUCCAGAUUCUCCAGUGUUGGUUCCUGUACCAGAACUGAGACUGGUGCUGCUGGGGAGGACAGGGUCUGGGAAGAGUGCAGCAGGAAACACCAUCCUGGGCAUAGAGGAGAGGAACCAGGCUGCUACAGCUACAUUUCCAUCCACCCAGCAGAGUGAGCGCCCACAGAGAGAGGUGGCUGGGAGGAAGGUGACUGUGGUGGACACUCCUGACUGGUUCUCACCUGAACUGUCUCUGGAGAAACUGAGAGAAGAUGUGGGACUCUGUGUCCAUCUGUCUGCUCCAGGACCCCACACCUUCCUCCUGGUCAUACCUGUAAAGCAGUCUACAGGAGAGGAGAGAGGGAUGCUGGAGAAAAUGGAGGAGAUUUUUAGAGAGAGAUGUUGGAGAAACACCAUGAUCAUAUUCAGUGUUACUGAUGAACUUCAGAAGAAGAACAUUGAGGAGUUUAUCCAGUCAGGAGACCAGGAGGUCCAGAGACUUGUAGAGAAAUGUGGGAACAGGUUUCACUGUCUCAACAUUAAGGAGAGUGGAGAUGGUUCUCAGGUCUUAGAGCUGCUGGAGAAGAUAGAGAAGAUGGUGGAAGGAAGCAGAGAGAAAUUCUACAGCAGUGAGAUCUACCUGGAGACAGAAUCUCAGAUCAGAGCGAUAGAGACAAAGAUCCUGAAGGAAAGAGAAGAGAAAAGGAUGAGAGAGGAGAUGGAAAUGAAGGAAAAAAUAGAAAAGGAGGUGCAGGAUUCUCUGAGAAAGAUAGAGGGAGUGAUCCAGGAGCAUGAAGGAGACAUCAGACAACUUAACGCCCGAACAACUGAUCUGGAAAGAAAGAUGAAAGAAGAGAGGGAUGAAGAGAAAAAGAAAGAACUUGAGAGGGAGCUGAAACGAGAGGUAGAAAGAAGGACAGAGAUGGAAGAGAAGGUGAAGAAACUAAAAGAAAAGAGAGAGCGAGAGAGGAGAGAGAUGGAGGAGAGACACCAAAAGGAGAUGGAGGAGAUCAGAGAGGUGUAUGAAGGAGAGGUCAGGAUGGAGGCAGAGAGAAACAUCAUGAAGAUCAUCCUGCCUGAACUCCAGAGAAACAUUUUAGCCUCAAAAACAAAGAUGCAGGAAGAGUUCAGCAGACAGAUGGAGGAGAAGCACAGAGAGCUGGAGACUCUGAAACAGAAAAAUUCAGAGCUUUCGGAGAUUCUCAGACUGAGGGAAGAAGUGUACCGGACAACAGUAAUGAGCGUAACGUAUCAGAACCAGCAGCAGGUUUAAGCUGAGUUUACGCCGCUUGUAUGACUUUGGGCUUGAAUUUGCUGUUGUAGGCAAAAAUCACACGUCAUAACAGAAUUCUUUUAUUGUUACUUCAGAUCAGAAGUCUUAUAUUUCAGAGCAUGACGUGCUCAUCAGUGGGUUAUUUUGUUUCACUGUAAACAAAGACAGUCAUUGAUAAAGUUAUGGCAUUUUGAACAUUGAAAUGUCAGAGUGAAAGCGCUGCUUGGACGUUCAUCUAAACCUCACUAACAGGAGGACGGUACAGGAUUCUACUAAACUCACAGAACACGAACAAAUAUAGUCGUAGCAGUGGUGAAAAACUGUAAUGAGGAAACUAAUGCUGUUAUACCACAACUUUUUUUUUU
This is a messenger RNA of Neoarius graeffei (lesser salmon catfish), 3461 nucleotides long. Its product is annotated as golgin subfamily A member 6-like protein 22. The coding region runs from base 1 to 3096 and encodes 1031 amino acids. The record is from RefSeq and is a predicted model, not a curated record. Lineage: Eukaryota; Metazoa; Chordata; Actinopteri; Siluriformes; Ariidae. The transcript has 6 exons. Gene Ontology annotation, molecular function: GTP binding.